AGGGGGCUAUACCAAAAUUCUCAAAGAUGGGAAAGAGGAGAGAGACAGGAGGAGAGAUGAACAAGUAUAGUAUAUUCUAGAGAGAGAGAGAAAACCAAAAGAGGAAUAGCUGGAUUCACAUGGCUGUUUUACUAAUGGGUCCUCUUUUUCUCUCUCUCUUUCACCUAACCGACAAUUAUGAUCUUUGAACAUUAAACAAAGGGGAAAUAACUCAAGAAAAAGAAUUCUUCUUCCUUCUUCAAUCCUUCUUUUUUUUUUAGCCCCCUUUUAUCUGUUGAUUUUGAGCUGGAGAAGUUAUGGCUGAUGAUAAGGAGAUGUCAACUCCUGUUAUGGAUGGGAACGAUGCAGUCACUGGUCAUAUAAUUUCUACAACCAUUGGGGGCAAGAAUGGCGAGCCAAAGCAGACAGUCAGUUACAUGGCUGAACGUGUUGUGGGGACUGGAUCGUUUGGAAUUGUCUUUCAGGCAAAAUGCCUGGAAAACGGGGAGACUGUGGCAAUAAAGAAGGUUCUGCAAGACCGUAGAUACAAGAAUCGUGAGUUGCAGCUAAUGCGCACUAUGGAUCACACAAAUGUAGUUUGCCUAAAGCACUGCUUCUAUUCAACUACGAGUACAAAUGAGCUUUUUCUCAAUUUAGUCAUGGAGUAUGUUCCAGAAACUAUGUAUAGAGUGCUAAAGCAUUAUAGCAAUAUGAACCAGAGAAUGCCACUCAUCUAUGUUAAGCUUUACACCUAUCAAGUAUUUAGAGGGCUGGCUUACAUGCAUACUGUUGCUGGAGUAUGCCACAGGGACUUGAAGCCUCAGAAUGUUUUGGCAGACCCUCUUACUCACCAAGUAAAAAUCUGUGAUUUUGGAAGCGCAAAGGUGCUGGUUAAAGGAGAAGCAAACAUCUCAUACAUCUGCUCGCGGUUUUAUCGGGCUCCUGAACUCAUAUUUGGUGCAACAGAGUAUACUACUUCAAUUGAUAUCUGGUCAGCUGGCUGUGUCCUUGCUGAGCUUCUUCUGGGCCAGCCAUUGUUCCCCGGAGAAAAUGCCGUGGACCAGCUUGUUGAGAUAAUCAAGGUACUUGGAACACCGACAAGGGAGGAAAUUCGCUGCAUGAAUCCAAAUUAUACUGAUUUUAGGUUUCCACAAAUCAAAGCACACCCUUGGCAUAAGGUUUUCCACAAACGGAUGCCUCCUGAAGCAAUUGACCUUGCUUCUCGGCUACUGCAGUACUCACCAAGUCUUCGUUGCACUGCACUUGAAGCAUGUGCACAUCCUUUCUUUGAUGAACUUCGUGAACCAAAUGCACGCCUUCCCAAUGGUCGCCCAUUGCCUCCUCUCUUCAAUUUUAAGCAGGAGUUGUCUGGUGCCUCUCCGGACCUCGUAAACAGGUUGAUACCAGACCAUAUCAAAAGACAGAUGGGACUGCAUCUUUUUGCAUCCCACGGUGACACGACGUAAAGUACAUGCUUAGAAAAGUAUACUAGUUUAUGAUCUAUAUAUGAAGGGAUCCAAGUUACAUCCCUUCCAGAGCAGAGAAGUCCAGUAUGACAAGCGACAGCAUCUCCUGGUCGAUAAGGACAAUGUAAUGGGCUGCAGUGCAUUUUAGUUCUGUACUUGGUAUUAUCUUUUUUGUUCCACUCUUCAAAGUCUUCCUAUGUUAGCAGCCAACUAGUGAAAAGGAAAUAUGUUUUUGUACAUGUUUGUUAGUAUUAAAUUGACCAGAAAGCUUCCAGGGACACGAUUGAAUGACAUGUAUGGACAAGUUGCAAGGCUCCAAAAGGAUUGCCAGGACUUGAAAGGGCAGUGUUUUUUCUUCUUAAGUUGAUAUCUCACUUCAGUUUGUAUGUAGCAGUCUUCUACUUUGAAAAAAGUUGCAACCAAAUUUGUGUUACAGUCGCUCUUAUGUGAUUAUGAUUAAUCAAACAUAUCUAUUUUGUUGCCUCUUGA
Solanum dulcamara is the source of this 1934-nucleotide messenger RNA. RefSeq names its product shaggy-related protein kinase eta. Gene Ontology annotation, biological process: protein phosphorylation; signal transduction. Gene Ontology annotation, molecular function: ATP binding; protein serine/threonine kinase activity. The transcript has 12 exons. Gene Ontology annotation, cellular component: cytoplasm. NCBI's taxonomy places the organism in Eukaryota, Viridiplantae, Streptophyta, Magnoliopsida, Solanales, Solanaceae. Bases 297 to 1445 code for a protein of 382 amino acids. The record is from RefSeq and is a predicted model, not a curated record.